UAAUUGGUGAAUGGAAGCUCAACCAGACAAGAUUAAUGAAGUACGUGUAAAAAAAUCACGGUUCCUGCAAAACAAGUGUUGUUUGCGCAGGCGUUUAUCAUCCCCAGUGGGAUUCCCCACCCGAUCCCCCCUCUACUUAUAAUCGGCGUGUAAUCAGCCAAAAAGAAAGAAGACAAGAAAAGAAAAGAGAAGAAAGAAAAGAAUGGAAGAUGGUGUAACUGAAGCUGAGAGCUUUCUUAUGCAGCCUAAAGAAGAAGAAGACAAUCAUCAUAUUGGUGAAGAAGAAAAACAAGAAAAGAAUAGUAAUAAUGAAGAUAAGGGAUCAGGUGGAAUUAUCGACAAUCUUAUUUCCCACUUCGUUUCUCCUUUGAAUCCAAUACAAAAAGAUGGUAAUAAAGAAGAAGAAGAAGAAGAAGAAGAAGAAGAAGAAGAUAAGCAAGUGAAGGCUCAUCUUCAAGAUCAGGAGACUGCUGGUGGCGGCAUAAUUGAUAACAUUGUUUCCCAUUUCCCUAAAUCCAUUCCAGAUGAAGCUGUUCCCACAACGGACGAGGCCACCAUUCUAAUUCACUCCAUUAUCCAUGAUUGAUUCAUUAGGAUUUAGAGAGAGCUAUAUACAGCCUUUGUGUUGUGUAAUAAUUUAGGUCAUGCAUUAUUCUUCAUUUUUUUUGAGGCCAAUGGGCUCUGUAUUUUCAUGUAUUUUUAUUUUGUAACUUACUUAUUUUCGUUCAUUUU
Molecule: messenger RNA, 732 nt
Organism: Jatropha curcas
Lineage: Eukaryota; Viridiplantae; Streptophyta; Magnoliopsida; Malpighiales; Euphorbiaceae
Source: RefSeq, a predicted model, not a curated record